Molecule: messenger RNA, 657 nt
Organism: Didymodactylos carnosus
Lineage: Eukaryota; Metazoa; Rotifera; Eurotatoria; Philodinida; Philodinidae
Source: the annotation of a GenBank genome assembly
AUGUGUCCUACUCGCUGGAAUGAACGAUAUGAAUCCGUUCAAACAUUUUAUUCACUAUACGAAUCAAUAAUUGAUUUACUCGAUGAAGUUACUGCUAUUAGACCUUCUGAUUCGUUGGCAUUAGGUAUCAAUUAUCACACAGCAUUAAUUGGAUCUGGUUUUAUAAUCACAUUGCUCACAUUAAAUAAAUUAUUAUCAUUUACCCUUAUCAUUUCGAAAAAUGUGAAAGAUAAGUCAAUCGAUUUAAUGCACUGUAAAGAUGCGAUUGAAGAUAUAGUAUUCAUAUUGAACGAAAUACGAAAAGAUCCGGAUGUUGAAUACGAUGACAUUUUCGAAGGAGCAAUUGAACUAGCUCAAUAUACUGAUUCAAGAAUUGAUAUGCCUCGCAUAACUAAACGACAAGUUCAUAGAAAUAAUGUGCCAGCUAAAGAUGCAAAAGAACACUUCAAAUUGAAUUGUUUUAUUCCAAUUCUCUAUUAUUUAAUUACAUCAAUAACAGAUCGUUUCUCAGAUCAUGUCAAACAAGCAUUAACAAUAUCUUCACUAAUACCAGCAUAUUUAAAACCAUUCAAUGAAUUAAUACCGUCACUUCAGCUAUAUCAUGAUGUAUUACCCGACGGUGGUAAUAUGGUUAUUCAUCAAGCAGAAUAUUCAUGA